AAGAAUCAGGGCUGGGCUAAGGAGGACCCGGAUCAGGGACACGACCCCAUAUCGUACAAAGAUUUCACCUGGGUCGGCUAUGAUGAUCCAUAUGCUGCUUAUGAUAAAAGUAAAUGGGUGAAAGACAAUGGUUAUGGCGGUAUAAUCGUAUGGGAGAUCACCCAGGACGAUUUUCAUCCAAAGUGCUGCUCCAAGAGCUACCCUAUGUUGAGGGCUAUUAACAACGGUUUGUACGGCACGGGUAGUGGGCCCGAC
Oppiella nova is the source of this 255-nucleotide messenger RNA. Lineage: Eukaryota; Metazoa; Arthropoda; Arachnida; Sarcoptiformes; Oppiidae. The record is from the annotation of a GenBank genome assembly.